Thlaspi arvense is the source of this 1981-nucleotide messenger RNA. The record is from the annotation of a GenBank genome assembly. Lineage: Eukaryota; Viridiplantae; Streptophyta; Magnoliopsida; Brassicales; Brassicaceae.
GUGCGAUACAUGGGAUCACAGCCCAGGAGUGGGUAAAGGGUCUUCUUUCACCGGAGAUGGAGAAAUAGCCGACCAGUUGAGUAAACAGUUUUCGUCGGAUAUCGAAGCGAAAUCCCUAAUUCCCCCGAAACACCAAUUUCCCAAUUUAUCCGAUUCGAAAACAAACACGGUCUGGUAUGCCGAGAAAAUUCUCCAUCUCUGCUUUUCUUAUUCAUUUGUUUUGGUUGUUUCGUAGAUUUCUCUCAUCUUCUUCGAUUUUGUUCCCUCCCUAAAUUAAAAAAAAACAAAAAAACAAACAGGAUAAACCCUAGUUUCUGAGCCUGUUUCGAGUUCAGAUUUUCCUUUAUUUCUGAGCUGAGCUGAUAUCAUUUGCAAAAGAACCUGAUGUCAGACGCUCGGGAUGCUGAUGACCGUGUGGAUUUCGAGGAGGGUAGCUACAGUGAGAUGGAGGAUGAAGUGGAGGAGGAACAGGUAGAAGAAUAUGAAGAGGAGGAGGAAGAAGAAGAAGACGAUGAAGAUGAUGGUGGCGGCAAUCGAAAUGCCGAAGACCAUGAUAUGGAGGGUUAUGGUGAUAGAAAACGAGGGGAUAGGGAAGAAGGUCAGGAGGAAUUAGCUGAAGAUGACGACAACCAUAUCGAUAUCGAGACAGCGGACGAUGAAGAGAAAUCAGCAUCUCCUAUUGAUGAAGAGGAAAGGGGAAAGUAUUCUCAUCUUCUUUCACUUCCUCCUCAUGGCUCUGAAGUUUUCAUUGGUGGGCUCCCAAGGGAUGUUGGGGAAGAGGACCUGAGGGAUCUAUGUGAAGUAAUAGGCGAGAUCUUUGAGGUGAGACUGAUGAAAGAUAGGGACUCUGGUGAGAGUAAAGGCUAUGCUUUUGUAGCUUUCAAAACAAAAGACGCUGCACAGAAGGCCAUCGAGGAGUUGCACAGUAAAGAGUUUAAGGGCAAAACCAUGAGAUGCUCCCUUUCUGAAACUAAGAACAGAUUAUUUAUUGGUAACAUCCCAAAGAGCUGGACUGAGGAUGAGUUUAGAAAAGUCGUAGAGGAUGUUGGUCCUGGAGUGGAGAACAUCGAGCUCAUAAAAGUGAAAGCUCUUUAUGUGAAGAAUAUUCCAGAGAAUACCUCAACAGAGCAACUGAAAGAACUCUUUCAGAGGCAUGGAGAAGUGACUAAAAUCGUCACACCUCCUGGAAAAGGUGGAAAACGUGAUUUUGGAUUUGUCCACUAUGCUGAAAGGUCUAGUGCACUGAAGGCUGUCAAAGAUUCCGAGAGAUAUGAAAUCAACGGUCAACCGCUAGAAGUUGUACUUGCUAAACCCCAGGCUGAGAGGAAACAUGACCCUUCUUAUUCUUACGGUGCUGCACCGGCUCCUGCUCCCUUUACGCACCCCACGUUUGGUGGUUUUGCUGCGGCUCCUUACGGUGCUAUGGGUUCCGGUUUGAGUAUUGCCGGUAGCUUUAAUCAGCCAAUGAUCUAUGGUAGAGGAGCAAUGCCAACAGGGAUGCAAAUGGUUCCAAUGCUUCUUCCCGAUGGCCGAGUUGGCUAUGUCCUGCAACAGCCUGGAAUGCAGAUGGCACCACCACCACGACCCAGAAGGGUUGACCGGAAUAACGGCUCGAGCGGAGGGUCAGGGCGAGAGAGCAGUCAUGAUCAUGAUGGUAGCCGUGGAGGCCGAAGGUACCGGCCCUAUUAGCCAGCCCCAGCUAUAGUAAAAGAAGCAAGUAGAACAAAAAAGCAAAAUGAGAAACUGUAUUUGGAAUUUGUUUGUAGUUUGUUUCUUUUGAUGAGAACUUUAAAAAGCUCUCUCUUUCUCAUGUGUUAUAAAUGUGAAAUCGAAACCUUGCGGUUUCUAGUUUGAUAAGCAGAUUGAUGAGGAGAUAGGGUUGACUGAUAUGAUCUUACUCUCUUAAAUUAUGAGACUUUUUUUAUCAGUUUCUCUUCUGAAUAAUUCUCUUCUCAGUACUUUAUUUAACGAAUUCGUAGAG